AGGUCAUUCUGGUGGGAGUUAAAAAUAACUGCUGCCCAGCCUGUUUCUUAUUCUGACUAAAUUAAUUCCUGCAAAGAAAAAGGCUGCUGGAGGACGUCUGUGCACAGAUAGAGGGAAGAGUAGUGAAUGGGGAACUGUAUGAGAGAAGAGAUGAAUGGAGGCAAUUGGGAGGGUGUAUUAAUAAAUGCAGAGAGGAGGUGAGGAAUUCAAGCAAAUGAAUUGGAGGAAGUCAGAUGAGGUUAAUUUACUGUAUACUCCAAUCUCCACUGAGAGACACAUUUAUUCUCUUCAGUUCAGUUUGUGUGUGUGUGUGUGUGUGUGUGUGUGUGUGUGUGUGUGUGUGUUUGUUCUGGUAUUCAUCACGUUGUGGGGACAUGAGUCUGUUUACACAGUCACGUCAUGGGGACCUCUUGCGUUGUGGGGACCAAAAGUCAGGUCCCCAUAAGGGAAAGCCAUAUAAAUGAUUAGAGGAGCUGUUUUGAAGGUGAUGGGCGGAGUUUCAGCGAUGGCCCAUAACACACGUUUUUCCGUGAAUGUGUGAGUGUGAAGGGAGUGCUCAGCUGCGCCCCCAAACAUUUCUCAGCGGUACUGCGCGCGCUUCUUCACACACACGUUAUCUAUAUAUGGUAGGCCCCGCCCACUUCAUCGUCCUCAUUAGGAACGAUAUCAGCAGCAAUAUGAAAAUAUGCGUAUUAAGUGGACACUUCACACGGACAGACGAUAAGAAGACUUUACAGGAGAUACCGACUCGAGGAGAUUGUUUGAGAUUCGAGGAGAUUCUGAAGUUGUGCAGAGCAAAAAGUUAAAUAAAAGAUUGAAAUGCCACCACGAAUCAGCCCUCUUAAGGAUGCCAUGCAUCAUGUUGUCACGAAGUCUGACAAAACUAAAUUAGAGGUGAACUACAUCAAUGCGGUGAAAGGACGUGGAUUAUUUGCAAAAGGUUCCUUUUGCAAAGGAGAUUUUAUUGUGGAGUACAGGGGUGAGUUGAUCAAUUAUGCAGAGCUGGAGAGGAGAAGAAAACUCUACCACCCAUCCUGUGCUGUUUUUAUGUUCGAGUUUAAGUGGAGAGGGAAAACAUGGUGCAUUGAUGCAUCUAGGGAAGAUGGAUCGUUUGGGCGGUUAGUUAACGAUGACCACCAACAUCCAAAUUGUAAGAUGAAGAAAAUCGAUGUGAAUGGAAAGGCACACCUGUGUUUAUUUGCGCUGAAAGACAUUAAAGAAGGAGAAGAAAUCACAUAUGAUUAUGGGGGAGACGACUGCCCAUGGAGAACCCAAGUAAGUUGCAGAAAUAACUAAUUUUUGGUUUUUGAAGAAAUUAGAAUUUGAAUCUAUUAGAAAUAUGAAAAUAAUUUGUAACCAUUAUGACUUGAGGGUCGGUGUUUUUUUAUUUUAUUUUUUUAAGUACAUUGAAUAAUAGGGUCUUAUGUUCUUAGACCAAUUUAGGGGUUAAAUGUGGGGGUUGUAUGCCUGGCCUAAUGGGUAAAAUGUCACCCCCCCCAUGUUUCCAUGUUGUGAAAUCUUCUCAUUAUUGGUGUUGUCUC
Molecule: messenger RNA, 1541 nt
Organism: Carassius auratus (goldfish)
Lineage: Eukaryota; Metazoa; Chordata; Actinopteri; Cypriniformes; Cyprinidae
Product: histone-lysine N-methyltransferase set-1-like
Exons: 4
Coding region: 820-1296 (158 amino acids)
Biological process (GO): regulation of DNA damage response, signal transduction by p53 class mediator; regulation of transcription by RNA polymerase II
Cellular component (GO): nucleus; polytene chromosome
Molecular function (GO): protein binding; histone H4K20 methyltransferase activity; transcription regulator activity
Source: RefSeq, a predicted model, not a curated record